AGCGGCCAUGGAGAAGAUGCAGCAGGUCGUGGGCCGGGCCAGGGCCGCCUUCAGGUCGGGCCGGAGCCGCCCGCUGGAGUUCAGGAUUCAGCAGCUGAAGGCCCUGCAGAGGAUGGUGCAGGAGAAGGAGAAGGAGAUCAUGAGAGCCCUCAAGGCUGAUCUGAACAAGGUCUGUGCUGUCAGGGGGGACGAGGCCUACAUCGGCUAUGAGCCCCUGGGAGUGGUGCUGGUCAUUGGGGCCUGGAACUACCCCUUUGCCCUGGUCAUGCAGCCCCUGAUCGGGGCCAUCGCUGCAGGCAAUGCUGUGGUGGUGAAGCCAUCAGAGGUCAGUGAGAACACGGCUCAGCUGGUGGCUGAACUGCUCCCACUGUACUUGGACAAGGAUCUGUAUGCUGUGGUCACUGGUGGAGUUCCUGAGACAACCGAGCUGCUGACCCAGAGAUUUGAUCACAUCUUCUACACUGGCAACUCCAACGUGGGCAGAAUUGUGAUGGCAGCAGCUGCCAAGCACCUGACCCCUGUCACCCUGGAGCUGGGGGGGAAGAGCCCCUGCUACAUCGACAAGGACUGUGACCUGGCUGUGGCCUGCAGGCGGAUAACGUGGGGCAAGUACAUGAACUGUGGGCAAACCUGCAUCGCCCCAGACUACAUCCUGUGUGACCCAUCCAUCCAGAGCAAGGUGGUGGAGAACAUCAAGGCCACUCUGAAGGAAUUCUAUGGGGAGGACGUGAAGUCAUCUCCAGACUAUGAAAGGAUCGUCAACCAGCGUCACUUCAAGAGGAUCCUGGGCUUGAUGGAAGGGCAGAAAAUUGCUCUUGGGGGAGAGACUGAUGAGGCGUCCCGCUUCAUAGCUCCAACCAUCCUCACGGAUGUUUCCCCGGAGUCAAAGGUGAUGGAGGAGGAAAUCUUUGGGCCAGUGCUGCCCAUUGUGACUGUGAUGAGCGUGGAGGAAGCCAUUGAGUUCAUCAACCUUCGAGAGAAGCCCCUUGCCCUUUAUGUCUUCUCCAACAACAAGCAGCUGAUCAGACGGGUGAUAGCAGAGACCUCCAGCGGUGGCAUGACAGCCAACGAUGUCAUCAUGCACUCGGUGCUCCCAGAUCUGCCCUUCGGCGGUGUGGGGCACAGCGGGAUGGGCGCCUACCACGGCAGGUUCAGCUUCGAGACCUUCUCCCACCGCCGCUCCUGCCUCAUCAAGGACUUCAGGUGGGAUGUUGCCAACAGGCUGAGGUACCCACCUGGCAGCGAGGAGCUGAUGCAGUUGGCCAAGCUGUUCCUGCUGAAGCAGUGUGCCAGGAGCAGGGUGGGACAGUUCAUCUCGGCCCUGCUGGCAGCUGUGAAAGCCGUGCUGGCAAAGAGGAAGCUGCUCAUGGCAGCGAUCAGCCUGGGAAAUGAGGGUCUCACUGCAGGGGACAGUCCAGGCUGGCUGUCCCCAGAGCAGAGGGAAAGGAGCCUCGAGGAACCUGCAGCAUCUCAUCCUUGA
Molecule: messenger RNA, 1480 nt
Organism: Melozone crissalis (California towhee)
Lineage: Eukaryota; Metazoa; Chordata; Aves; Passeriformes; Passerellidae
Product: aldehyde dehydrogenase family 3 member A2-like
Exons: 10
Coding region: 8-1480 (490 amino acids)
Biological process (GO): aldehyde metabolic process
Cellular component (GO): cytoplasm
Molecular function (GO): aldehyde dehydrogenase (NAD+) activity
Source: RefSeq, a predicted model, not a curated record